CCCGCGGUAGCGCCGCCGCCGCCGCCGCGGCCGCCGGGCGCCCCGCGCAGCCCCGCCGCGCUAUAAGUGCGGGCGCGGGGCGCGGCAGCCGCCCAAGAUGCGCUGGCAGCCGGGGCUGCGCGGCGCUUGGCCGCGGCCGCCCCGCGCCGGGGAGCCGGAGCAGCAGCAGCGGCACGAGGAGAAGAAGAAGAAGAAGGAGGAGGAAGAAGAGGAACGGGGAGACGGCGGUGGCGCGGGGCGGCCGCGGCCAUGAGCUGCUCGGACGUGGCCAUGCAGCAGCCCGCCCCGGCGGCGUGCGGAGCGCCCCGCUACCUGGCCGCGCCCGCGCAGAAGAAGUUAGCUGUGUACAACAAGAUGCAGGAGUCUCUGGAAGUGACCCUUCCCAGCAAGCAAGAGGAGGAUGAGAAAGACCAGCCUGCCGAGAUGGAGUACCUGAACUCUCGCUGUGUCCUGUUCACUUACUUCCAGGGGGACAUUGGUUCUGUGGUGGAUGAGCACUUCUCGAGAGCUUUGAGCCAAGCCAGUAGCUUCAGUUCAGAGACUGCCCUUUCCAAGAGCAAGGCAGGGCUCAAUCCUCUGUGGAGAGAAAGCUCGACGAUUUCAAGCCAAAGGAGCAGCUUCCCCACCUCGUUUUGGACCAGCUCUUACCAGCAUCCCCCCCCUCCACCCUGCUUAAGCGGCGUGCACCCCGAUUUCCCCGUGACCGCACCAGGCACCUUCCCAGCAGCAGAUCCCAGCAGCUGGCCGGGACACGGCCUUCACCAGACCGCCCCGCCCGCUCCCCCCUCCGCCUCCGAGUCCUGGCCGUACCCCCUGGCAGCGUCUCAGGUGAGCCCCCCGUACAUGCACGAGGUGUACGUGCACCGCCACGCCGCCGGCGCGCCCCGCGACCCCCGCUACGGCUCGCUGCUGCUGCCGCCGGUCCGCGCCAGGAUCCCCCCGUGUGACGGCGCCAAGGCAGAGCCCACCGUCACCAGCGCUACCUCAGCCUGGGCUGGAGCCUUCCACGGAACCGUGGACAUCGUGCCGGGCUUUGGCUUCGACGCAGGUCUACAGCAUCAGGACAAGAGCAAGGAAACUGCUUGGUUCUGAAGUACAGAGAAAUUGAGACCAGCCAGAGCUGGAGUCUGCAGAGCUGGUGAUGCAGCAGAGGUUGACUCCUCCUGAGUGGAGCUAAGGACACACAUGAAGAUGAAGGGCCAACUAUUCUGGUUUUGCUAUUGAGCCUUUUAUUUGUAAGGCCAUUUAUGGGUCCCACAGUGUUGGAAAAAAAAAACAAAAAAACAACCAGAAACCUAACUUUUCUUUCUUUCCUCAUCUGAGCCUGCUGCAGCUGGGCAACCUAACUCCUUUCUGCUCCUUUAACAGUGUUUUGUUUUGUUCAGCUUGAUAUUUUUAUGAACAGUCUCAAUAGUCAGGAAAAAGACUCUGCCUUGAUUACAGUGCGCCUUCUUUCAGGAAUACAGUAUUUUGUAGCUCUUUGUGCAUCUAUUUUUGUAGAAAUACAGAAAGUUUGGGUAAGGAUUGAUGGGCUAUUUUAGGAUGACAUAUUUUUUUAAAAAAAUUGUAAAAUUGUUAAGUUCUGUUUAAAGAACUUGCUCUCAGAGAAGCACUGGCAAAAAUGUAUAAAAUGCUAUUUUUAGAUGUCUGUGAUGUGUUUGUGCAUUUUGGGUUUUUUUGUUUGUUACCUCAAAUGUCUGUCUUCUUUCUUUUUAAAGAGCUAAACUCCUUUGUUUCCACUUUACUAGAUUCUGAUGUUUUUGUCCUUUUAUUCUAGCUUAAGCAAGUAUAAUUCGCACCUGAAGUUUCAGCCAAAUAUUUUUUCCUGGUGUUAGAUUGUAGUAAAAGUGUUUUUGUUUUUCUUGCUUCUAAAGGUGGCUUUGUGCCAUGCUGAUUGUCAGAAGCUUGCAAACACCUUUAGCAUAGAGCAAAGCUUGAGGUUACAGCAACUGCAUUUCCAACCCAUCCAUUCUUUCAAAAUGGACCAAAUACUCUCAAAUCAGACACAAAUAUGGGCCUCAUCUGUGAUCCAUUGCAGCUGUUGACCACAGUUCCCUGUGGGUUAUGUUGCAGUACAAUCUCACAGGCAGGACUUUCAGCUAAGCCAUUUCAAGGCGGUAACUUAUAACAUCAAUAUUCAGGGAAAUGGAAAAAAAAUAUUAAAAAUCCAGGUUUAUAAAAAUGUGUGGCUUGUGGAGACAGAAGGUUUUCAACUGGCCUGCUCUGUGUGCUGAGCAGCUCAAGGGCAGCACUGCAGUUCCCAUCUCCGUUGACUCCAGGAUGUGUUUGCGCUGCCGGGAGCAGCCGCGUGCGCUGAGCCUGCACCAGGGGCAGAGCCUGGCCUUGGAACAGCUGCAUGGCCACCAGAAAGCACAGCCCUCUGCCUGGGAACCCCCUGGGCUGGGCCUUGGCUCUGGCUUGGGUGAGGAAGGCUGUGGCUGGAGCCAAGGUGAGCGUGAUCAAUCCUGGGCAGGGGCUGCGAGGUGCCGUGAGCUGGAGCUGGGUCAGGCUCCGUGCCCAGCCCUGGGGACUCCUGUGAGUGUCACCGUGUGCUUAGAUGGGACUGAGAACAGCCCUGGGUCAGGGCCUGGCUUGCUGGGUCCUGUUGGAGGUGUUGCCUUUCUGCUCUGUGCUCCCAGGGUCCCUCUGCAGUGUCUCCUAAGGCUGUUACAAACUUUACAUUUCUGCCACUCUCAGACAUCCCUGUUUGAAAGGCACACCGGCUGAGGGAAAAACCAAGAGACAAACACAUGGCUGAGAUAAGCAGUUUAAUUUUAAGGCACUGAGCAUUGUAAAUGUAGUUUAGUCAGGUGGAGACCACAUGGAUGUGUGUGAAAGGGGAGGGGGGUGCUGGGCUGUGCAUGCCACUCUGAGCUUCCCUGCACUGCUGCUUCCCUCCAGGCUUUUUGAACUUGAUCCUGUGAGGUGUUGGGCAUUCUUCCUUGUCUAGGCAGAGGGCUUGACAUGCUGGCACUGGAGGCAUUAGAAUUAUAUCACAAUUUGGCAAGACCCUUAAGUCUCUACCUUGCUGAUUUGAAGUUUGAGACAGCAUAUAAAUGCUGAAUGGACUAUGCUUAAAUAUUGCUUUAAAGUAAUAAGGUUGGAGUCUCUGUGUUGGGAUGAUGAAUUAAAUGUGGUGGGGUUUUUUUCCUCAUCUUUGUAGUCCAUCAGUAUUUCUUUCUCUCAAUAAAUUUCACUCUCAUGACAGUUUCUCUAUAUUAUUGCUGCUCUGAUGGAGCUAGCUCCUCAAUUUGUCAAAAAAUUCAUAAUGCAGUGGAAAAACUGUAUGGGAGGGAAUGGAGUGCCAGCUGCCACAGUUCACUUUCUUAUCAGGACAGUACAGUUCAGGAAAUAUCUCAAGAAAAAGAGCUCUGACUAAGAAAUGCUCACAGCAUUAGAAAUACUGGGAGGAAAAAAAUCCAAGCUUUUUUUUUUUUUUUUUUUUCUCCCCCUGGAUUUGGCAAAGGUGGGAAUCAAAGAGAGGGUGUGUCCUCAUUGAACUUCAGGGAUGGAGUGUUUUGGUGGCAGGGGAAGCAAAAGAAAAGGCAGCAUUAUUUUUGAGUUCUGCUCACUGCCUUCCCCUUCACAAGCUCAUACUAUGAGGGAGCUCUUCUUGUUAAUUAUAGAUGUUAGAGCAAAACAGGACAGGAAUGAAACAGGCCCACAGUUUGCACUGGAAUUUCUGAAUUGUAUCACUGAGUUUGGCUAGUGGGGAUGAAGAAGUGGGGAAGCUGUUGCCUCUUCCACCUCCAGGGCUACUGUUCUGCACCCACCUUCUGCUGCUGAGCCUGGGACUGAGCUGGCAGAACUUCUGCAAACUCUGGGUGACAAGUGCCAAUAAAAACCUGCUGUUGUCUGUAGCCAUUCAUGCACCAGCCUGUCAACUUUGAAAGUGAAAUAAAUUCUCCUUUUCCCUUCACCCACUAAUUGCCACUUGUGCUAACCAGAAAGGAAAAACCUAAAUGCGUAUCAGUAGCUCUACUUCUGUGUGGUACAAUGUGAGGGAUGGAAAACAAAAAAAAAAAAACCCCUCCCCAAAAAAAAUAACCUUCCCUUCCCUGUGACAAACUUUUAGGUUAAAUUCAGCAGCUUUCCUUCUCUCCCUCUCUGCCAUACACGCACACUUGCACACAUGCACAGAAGUGCUUAUGAGAAGCAGAUGCUGCCAUGGCUCUGCUUUGGAAGAGCAGGGGAGCACUCCCCUGCAGUGGGGGGGAAUCCAUGGCAGAAAGGUUCAGACUGCUUGUCUUUCUUCAGAUAGGGGAAAAAAAGGCUCUUGAAAUCAUGUCACAGAUAAGUUGUGUGUCUUAAUGCAUUACUAAAGGAGUUGUUUAAUUCUUUUUGUGUGUGGUGUGUUCUGAUGCUGUCCCAAGAAAGUGGAUGAUUCAUUUUUGAGAGGGCUUAUAAAACAUGUUGUACCCUCUCACUGUUUCUGGGAGAACAUAGGGAAGUUAUUGUUUUAUUUCAAGGAACUCAAAAUACUGACCUCCUUAAAGUUGUCCUGAAUUUUAUUUUAUUCCUGUUAAUGUUGAGAAAUCUGACAUCAAUUUUUAUGUCUUCAGUUGAAGACUGGAAGGGUUCAAGUAGUCUGCCAGUUUUUUCCAAUGGCCCAUUUCCAUCCCAACAAGAAGACGGAACAGUGCAGGUGCUGACUGCCCAGGAGAUUGGAUCUCUGGAAUUUCUGGAGAGCUGAGUAAGCUGCACUUGGCAAUGGUAGAAUGGACUCUGUUCUGAUCCCUUCCCUCAGCAGACACACAAGUUCAGGUGGUCCUCAGUGAAUGGCAGUUUUAUCUCAAUCAUCCACACCUGCAUCAAAACACUUUUGAGAACAGAUCUCUUAUCCCAGCAUUCAGAGAAGGAGGGGAAUGCCACAAUUCCCCCAGCCUGCUCUCAGGAUUGCCUUGCCUCACCCAGCCCUUCUGCUUCCAGGCUGUUACACAUCUUGCUGUCCCCUUCCCACAAUUCUUUGUGUGUAUGGAUAUAUUUUCCUACAAAUAUAUUUAUACACCACAUGUAGCUAAACCUGGUUCCCUCUGUUCCACUCUCGUGCCUCAAAUGCACGUCCUUUGGAAAUGAAGUGAAUGACUUCAUCAAAUCUCAUCUGAGAUGGAAAAUGUAGGCAUUUUAUUACAUUCUCUGUUGACUCAGGAGUGAAUUUUUUCCCUUCUUGUUAAAAAAACCCUUUCAAAUCACUUGAUUUGUAUCUGUAAAGAUGAUAAUGAAAUCAGCAGUUAUGUAGAGAGGUGCAAUAUAUUGCCUUUCAGCAGACAAGUCUAUCUCUGAUUAUGAUUAUUUUAAUUAAUUUCAGGUACAAGCUUUUGCUCCAUAUCAAUGGACCAGCAACAUAUAUAUUUCCUUAUAAACAAUUUAGAAACAUAUAUAUUUUUCAGGUGGAAUUCUUGGUUUUGGUAUGUCAGCCUCUGAGCUUCUAAAGGGUAUUUGGAUGAUAAAUACUGUUUGUGUGUGGGUUUUUAAAAAAAGUUGAUGCAUGUUGUUUGGAACUAAAAUCUCAUGUAAAGCAGGAAGGUAUUUAAAAAUAAAUACUGCUUUUACAUAUUAGCCCUAUGGGCACAAUCUGAGAGUUGUGGUGCAGGAAGAUGCCCCUUUUAUAAAGUAAGGUUCUCUUGCCUGAGCUAGUUCAAAAUCCAGGAGAGGCUGGAGUGGCUUGGAAAGGUUGAGCUGGUGGAGCUGAGAGCAGAGAUGAUCCUCUCCAGAGCUGUAUGCACAUGGUUGGGCAGUCACUGCUCAAUACAUUAAUUUAGGCUGUGUUAGCAGGUUUAUACCUAUGGGGUGAACUGGUUGCCAAGGGGAACUGUGGAUAUCCCUGGAAAUCCAUGUUUUACCUGCCUUGGUCUGCUCAGUGCCUGUGAGCCUCUCCCACUUCUUGCUCUGCAACCUCCAGGCCACCACAGUGGGACCUCUGAAAGCUGGGCUGGAGUUCCCUGGGAGAUGCACCAUUUUUAUUUUUUCAGCUCCCAAUAAAGGAAGCUUAGGGAUGGGGGUCAGUAAAACACUCCAGUUAUUCCAUGCACCUGCUCAGAGGCUCAAGCCUCCAACACAACUCAGCUGUGCACUGUGGCUGUUUGCUCUUUCCUCCCCUCAGUGUCCCUGGAAUCCUUCAGAGGCAUUGAGAUGCUUGGGACCAGCCCUGGAUGCCUGAAUUGCAGUCCAGUGCUGGCCUGGAAGCUGCUCCAGCCUUGAUUCUGGUGAGCUGGGGCUCAGCUGUUUGGUACCUAAUACAGCCAGUGUUUGUAGGAGUUUGAGGUUUACAGUAACUGAAGUAUCUGCAGAACUGUGCUGCACUUUCCCUGCUCGCUCUUUGUAGCUGUUGUUUAAAACCAUCAGUCAGAUCAGGGUCCCUCUCUUCCCCCCACCUGUUUUCCCACCUUGCUUCCCUUAAAAUUCCAUUGGAAUAUUUGUCCCUCUCAUCAAAACUGAUGGGGUGGGGUGGGCUGGAGGGGGGGCUUUGUAUAAAGAAAAGUGUCACUGUUUAUUACUGAAUAAAUAAUUUAAUGUGAA
Messenger RNA from Oenanthe melanoleuca, 6519 nucleotides. It is a transcript of the gene VGLL3, whose product is annotated as vestigial like family member 3. Bases 250 to 1092 code for a protein of 280 amino acids. Gene Ontology annotation, biological process: regulation of transcription by RNA polymerase II. Lineage: Eukaryota; Metazoa; Chordata; Aves; Passeriformes; Muscicapidae. The transcript is spliced from 4 exons. The record is from RefSeq and is a predicted model, not a curated record. Gene Ontology annotation, cellular component: nucleus.